GAUGUUGUUAUUCUACUGUGCGGUGCACACAGGCUGCCUGUGCAGCGUGCACACGGAAACGACACAAGCAACGGCCAAGGAUUAGAUUUAUCCAAACUCAUGCACAAAGCAUGGGUAACCUAUAUGGUUGGCGACAUAGGAACUGAACGUAACAGGCUUUGGUGUGAAAAAAUGUUAAACCCUGUCGGGAAUUGCACUAUGGUUUUCGAGCGAGACGUUCUUUACAAAAUGGCAGCCAUGGUGCGGGGACGGACUGUAGUCUAUUGGCUUCGCGAUGGAAGGACAUAUAUUUAUUUUCAUAUUAUUCGCAGUCACAUCAUCAACGCGAGCGGUGAUCUGAUCUUGGGCGAAGCAAAUCUCUCCGUAUUGGACCCUGGCGAGAUGCCAAGUAGUGGAACCUAAGUUGCCAUAGAAACGGGAUCUUCCUUCCAUGACGAUGCAUCGAACGACCAGAAUUAAGAUAACUGAGCUGAACCCCCACCUCAUGUGUGUGCUGUGUGGUGGAUACUUCAUCGAUGCCACAACCAUUAUAGAAUGUCUCCAUUCAUUCUGUAAGAUGUGCAUUGUGCGCUAUCUGGAGACCAGCAAGUAUUGCCCCAUCUGUGACGUGCCAGUACACAAAACCAAGCCUCUGCUCAAUAUAAGGUCUGACAAAACCCUACAAGACAUUGUCUACAAGCUGGUCCCUGGUCUCUUCAAAAAUGAGAUGAAGAGAAGGAGAGACUUUUACGCAGAUCACCCUUCUGUAGAUGCUACGACAAGGUCUAAUGAGGAUCGAGGGGAGGUGGCGGAUGAGGACAAGAGAAUCAUCACAGACGAUGAGAUCAUCAGCCUCUCCAUUGAGUUCUUUGAUCACAACAAGGCUGAACAGACCGGCGUGGCUGAGGACCAACUGACUAAAGAACAGGUGAACAAUAAGAGGUAUCUGCAGUGUCCAGCAGCCAUGACCAUCAUGCACCUGAGGAAGUUCCUCCGCAGUAAGAUGGACAUCCCCUGUACCUAUCAGGUUGAAGUGAUGUAUGAAGACGAGCCACUGAAAGAUUACUACACAUUAAUGGACAUAGCCUACAUCUACACCUGGAGAAGGAAUGGCCCUUUGCCGUUGAAGUACCGCGUCAGACCGAGCUGUAAGAAGAUGAAGAUGAGUCAUCUGCAGCAGGAGGGCCAGAACAGCACUGGUCGGUCCGCUGAGAGCGACUCAGCCAGCGACAAAGCUUGCAGCCCUGCCGCUGUCCCCUCCACCUCCUCCUCCUUGCCCAGCCCUGGCACCCCGGUGCAAUCCCCACACCCACACUUCCCCCACAUCUCCAAGCCCGUCAAUGGAGCCUCCACCUCAGCCCCAGCCCCUACCAGACCCUUCCCCUUUGGAAAAAAACCACGGAAGGCCUCGCUGAAUGGUUCUUCUGCAUCCUCGGGAUGACUGGCCUGAAAUCCGGGCCGACAGCCAACGCCAGACCGCUCAGCUAUUAUCUUCAUGCCAAUGUAGUUCCAUUGUUGUAGACGCUCUCUUUUUGAUAUCGUUGUUGUUAUAAAUAUAUGAAAUCUGUUUAAGUAGUGGAAGUGAAGCAUUUCAAUAGGAACAUAGCAGGGAUGUGACAUUAAGUUGGUGAAAGGGAUGUUGGUGAUCGAUGAAUGGUCGGAGAUGAAAGCCCCCAAAAAGCUAUGUUUUAUUUUACAGAUGUGACUGAAGAUGGCCUUUAUAUUAUUUCCUUUAUUUUAAUUAUUUUUUUUCCAUAUCAAUAUACAUGUUGACUCUUGUAAGUGUGUAUUUCAGCCUAUUGUUGUCAGAUAAAGCAUGGUAGAAACCUAUAGGCUUUACUAAUAUUUGAAACGUUGCAUCUAUUGUUCUUUCGA
This is a messenger RNA of Oncorhynchus gorbuscha (pink salmon), 1854 nucleotides long. It is a transcript of the gene bmi1a, whose product is annotated as bmi1 polycomb ring finger oncogene 1a. Gene Ontology annotation, biological process: negative regulation of transcription by RNA polymerase II. The coding region runs from base 431 to 1420 and encodes 329 amino acids. Gene Ontology annotation, cellular component: PRC1 complex. The transcript is spliced from 10 exons. The record is from RefSeq and is a predicted model, not a curated record. NCBI's taxonomy places the organism in Eukaryota, Metazoa, Chordata, Actinopteri, Salmoniformes, Salmonidae. Gene Ontology annotation, molecular function: promoter-specific chromatin binding.